AUGCCAGAUAAUUCAUUGAAAAGAAAGAUAGUCAUAGUGGGAGAUGGAGCAUGUGGGAAAACUUCGUUGUUGUUUGUAUUCACAUUAGGAGAAUUUCCUACUGAAUACCAUCCCACAGUAUUUGAGAACUAUGUCACGGAUUGCAGAGUCGAUGGAAAAGCAGUUCAAUUGGCCUUAUGGGAUACGGCUGGACAGGAAGAAUACGAAAGAUUGCGUCCAUUGAGCUAUGCCAAUUCGCAUGUAAUCUUGAUUGGCUUUGCUAUAGAUGUACCUGAUUCAUUGGAUAAUGCUCGAACAAAAUGGGUCGAGGAAGUCACCAAAUACUGUCCUAAUACACCUUAUCUAUUAGUUGGAUUAAAGAAGGAUCUUAGAGUGGAAUCCUCUAAUAAAACAAAGUUUGUCCAAUUUCAUCAGGGCGAGAUAGCAGCCAAAGAAAUGCAUGCUAAGAAAUACUUAGAGAGUUCGGCAUUAUACGGCGAGGGUGUAGACGAUAUAUUCGAAUAUGCGACAAGAACAAGCUUGUUGGUCCAAAAGGCUAAUCAAACAUGCUGUACUAUUUUAUAA
Molecule: messenger RNA, 564 nt
Organism: Debaryomyces tyrocola
Lineage: Eukaryota; Fungi; Ascomycota; Pichiomycetes; Serinales; Debaryomycetaceae
Source: the annotation of a GenBank genome assembly